AUGUAUGACGAGCCAAUGUAUAAACUAUGCGACUGGACUGCAUACGCAGGCUGGCCAGGGAUUGGAUGUCAGCGGGAUAGAGAGGCCGGGAUAAAGCUGAAGCUGCAUGUCUUCAGCCCCGGUGUCGAGGAAGGGAUGUCUCAGGCUUUUACUCGCGAUACACCCUCCAUGACGCGGGCAUUCGGCGAUUCUGACGGGUCGGACGACGACUUGAACGAUGAUAAUCUUCCCUUUCCUAAGCCGAUAUCAAGAGCGUCGUUUCUGGCGCCUGACUUUGACGCCUCUACGUUCCUUUCGUCUCUCUCCAAUCGCCAUCAGUCGUUGGCUGAUUUACAGACCGAGCUGCGGGAGCUCAGCGAGUCUUUGAACAAGGAACUCCUGGAUCUGGUCAAUGAAAAUUACCAGGAGUUUCUGUCUCUUGGAGCUGCUUUGAAUGGAGGACAGGACAAAAUUGAAGAGGUUAGGGCCGGGCUACUCGGAUUCCAGCGAAAUGUGCAGAGCAUAAAAGAACAGUUUGAGUCAAGGAAGAAAGAAAUCCGGGAAUCCCUCGAUGCCAAAAAACAGCUACGGUCGAAGAUUGCGAUUGGCUACGACCUACUAGAUAUUGCAGAAAGGGUUGAAAUGCUAGAGACAAAUCUCAUGAUCCGCCAUGCGAAGGACGUAAAUGAAACAGAAGAUGGAGCGCAGGCUGAGGACGAUGAGAGUGAUGGCCUAUCAGACGUUAUGCUGGGGAGUGAGACAGAAAGUGAAGAGGAAAAAGAAGAUCCAGAGAAUGAGAGUGGCACACCGCGCUAA
Arthroderma uncinatum is the source of this 795-nucleotide messenger RNA. RefSeq lists its product as uncharacterized. Gene Ontology annotation, biological process: intra-Golgi vesicle-mediated transport; Golgi organization; protein transport. The transcript has 3 exons. Lineage: Eukaryota; Fungi; Ascomycota; Eurotiomycetes; Onygenales; Arthrodermataceae. Gene Ontology annotation, cellular component: membrane; COG complex. The record is from RefSeq and is a predicted model, not a curated record. Bases 1 to 795 code for a protein of 264 amino acids.